Molecule: messenger RNA, 2089 nt
Organism: Drosophila obscura
Lineage: Eukaryota; Metazoa; Arthropoda; Insecta; Diptera; Drosophilidae
Exons: 3
Coding region: 21-2021 (666 amino acids)
Source: RefSeq, a predicted model, not a curated record
UUUGUGGUCGAUGGCACAACAUGGACUCGCGCUUUCGUGCCGCACAUCCCCUGUACAAAUGGCUCCUCGGGUUCUGUUUGCUUUUGAUCAUUUUCGUAUGUGCCAUACCAAUGGGAAAUCAAUUGCCGGAUGUACGAAAGGAGAAGACUGUUUCCAUGCUAACGCGAAUCGUUAAUGUCGCUACGCCGCAACCCCAGCAAUACUUUGUGCGAACAGCCCAGUGUCAUAUUCCCUUUGUGGAUCCCUUCAGUGAGGAUUUGAUGAAAAUAUACAAGCCACAGACCUUUGUGACCUGCUCCAAUGAGAGUGAUCUCGUGACGACCACCUACGAUGCCCUGCAGCUGCGAUAUGUGUUGCAUAUAAACGAACAGGUGGCCCAGCAGCUGCUCAACUCUACGGCUGAGGAGUACAACUGUUUCUAUGAGGAAAUCAGCUACGGCCAACAAAUAGAUACCUACGACAAACUCAAGGCAGAUAAAUACUUUACGGACGGCUAUGUGGUGCCCAAGCAUGUGGAGGGCAUGCUGAUGGAGUGCCAGACGGCGGAGGAGCCUCACAUAGUGCUGCAGCGGGACGCAUUCAUGUUUAUACAGUAUCAGCCGGAGGAGCCCACACCGACACCCACACCCAAGGCGAAGACUUUGGGGCCCCGAAAGCCCAGCGUUAUAAUGUACGGCAUUGAUUCGUUGUCACGCAUAAAUCUACGGCGCACAAUGCCCAAGGUACACAAGUUCCUGCAGGGCCCAGGCUGGUAUGAGAUGCAGGGAUACAACAAGGUGGCCGACAAUUCGUUUCCCAAUCUGUUUGCCAUUCUCAGUGGCUAUUCCCCGGACACGGCUAAAUCGCAGGUCUGCGACACGGACAAGUCCGGCUGCUUCGAGGAGUUGCCAAUGAUUUGGCAUUACUUCAAGAACGCCAGCUACAUGACGGCCUAUGCGGAGGAUGAGAGUGGAUCGAAUACAUUCAACUAUCUGAAGCCCGGAUUCACCGAGAAGCCCACGGAUUACUAUUUCCGGCCGUUUCUGCGUGCACUGGAGGCCGAGACGGAGGUUACCCGCCUGCCCGGAGGGUACAUGAGGUAUUGCAUGGGCCGUCGUUUGGCCAAUCGUUAUAUCUACGAUUACUGCCGCCAGUUCAUGCAGCGCUAUGUGCAGGAGCGACCCAUUUGGGGCAUGUUCUGGACCAAUCACUACAGCCACGACGAUCCCUUCAUGCCCUCGGCCAUGCAGAACAUGGUGCUGACAGAUCUGAUGGACUACGAAGCGGACGGUGCCUUCGAGCACACCAUAAUGAUAUUCUUUGCCGAUCAUGGCACAAGGUUCGGCAAGUUGAGAGAUCUGAAAUCGGGCUUCCUGGAGUCGCGUUUGCCAAUGAUGUUCAUUUACCUGCCGCCCUGGUUUCGCGCGGAAUACCCGAGCUAUGUCCGUGCCUUGGAACUCAAUCGGAAUCGACUGAGCUCCAACUUUGACCUGCACAAUACGCUGAAGCACAUCAUUGAGAUCGGUGGCGGACCCGAGCUGCCCAAAUCCUUUGACUGCCCCACCUGCCAGUCGCUGUUCUACCCACUGCCCGAGGACCGGACUUGUGCCCAGGCGGCCAUCGAUGAGCAUUGGUGUACAUGUCAGCCAUAUCGAACCAUCUCCAAUCUGGAUUGGGCGGAUCGCGUUGCCCAGAGUGUGAUACCCCUGAUGAAUGAGUAUUUCGUGGCAAAGAAUCUCUCCCACCUGUGCAGCAAUCUGUCCCUGAGCUAUGUCCACAAUACGCAAAUCAAAACGGGUCUCGACAUCAGCUGGCACGAUGCGCUGCCCCAACUGGAGGUGGCCGUCUAUCGCACCAAGUUCAAGGUGCAACAGAACAGCGCCGACUUCGAGGCCACGGUUGUCUUCAACAAUGUCACCGAAACGGCGGAAGUAAAGGUGGAGACAAUCAGUCGCACGAAUUCCUACAAGGAAGACUCCACCUGCAUAGACGAUAAAAUAGCUAAAUUAUAUUGCAUUUGCAUUAGCGACCUCAAGCCAUAGACUUUCUAAUCUCAAUAAAUAUAUGAUCCCAUUAGGAGUUAAGGAUAAUAAAAUAAAGUACACAUAAA